AUGUCGAGCUACGAAAAGAAGUUUGAGUACAGGGGUCCAGCGGACGAGAUCGCUGAGCCCGAGGGACUUUCAACCGUCCGGUCGAGGGACCUCGUCGACGGUGCCCCUGCUGGCUACCAUGACCGUGACGUCUUUGGUAAUGAGGAAGGUGCUGAUAUCAAAUACAAAACACUGUCAUGGCCCCUCGUUGCCGUCCUCAUGAUUGCGGAAAUUGUCAGCAAUGGCAUGCUCUCCUUGCCAGCAGCGACAGCAGUGGUCGGCAUCGUCCCCGGAGUCAUCCUGAUUGUUUUCCUUGGGCUCUUUGCAUUAUACACCUCGCUGGUGCUCAUAGACUUUAAAAUCAACCACCCAGAAGUCCAUAAUAUGGGCGACGCCGGUAAGAUCCUCGGAGGGCCCAUAUUGCGAGAAAUCCUCGCCGCGGGCACAGUCAUCUUCGCCGUGUGUGCCACGGGGUCACAGCUACUUGCUGGGCAGAUCGCCUUGGGUGUAUUGUCGGACAACAAGCUCUGUCUGAUGUGGUAUACCGGAAUAUUUGCAAUUCCAACCCUCUUGCUUUCUUUUCCCCGGACCCUGGACCAGCUCUCCUGGCUCUGCAUUCCUUCAUGCAUCUGCAUUCUGGUGGCCGGCGUGGUAGGGAUGGGAGCCGCUGGAGGAAAUCCCGCCCCGGAUCGACACGUCGACGUCGUCCGUUCCGCCAGUUUUUAUAACGCCUUUGUGUCCAUUACGAAUCCCGUGUUUGCGUACGCAGGACAUUUUAUGUUUUUUAUCCUGAUCUCCGAGAUGAAGCAGCCCGCCGAUGCCAAAAAGGCAGCGUGGGUGUUGCAGGUUUUUGCGACCACGUUUUAUACUGUUUUCGCUAUCGUCAUGUAUGUGUAUCUAGGGCCGUCGGUACAGUCGCCAGCCUUUUCAUCCCUCCCCACCAAAUGGGCGAAAGCCACGUACGGUAUCGCCCUUCCCAACUUCCUCAUCGCUGGCUCCUUGUACUCCCACACCGCCGCCAAGUUGUUCUUCAUUCGGUUUUUCCGCAAAUCUCGCGAUCAUCUCCACAAACAUACCGUCUUAGGCUGGGCCACCUGGACCAUCCUCAUCGUCCUUGCCAAUGGAGCCGCAUUUGUCUUGGCUGUGGGUGUACCUAUAUUCGCUUAUCUGGUGAGUAUUGCGGCCAGUCUGUUCGCAAGCUGGUAUACCUACGGGAUCGCCGGUGCUUUUUGGUUAUAUGAUGCCUAUCACGGGAUGGACAUGGAUCGAGUGAAAGGCAUGUACGGCAUCAGGGCAUGGGCUGGAAGUCCAAUCAAGACAGUAAUUAAUGUGGCGACAUUUGCUGCAGGAGCCUUCAUCUGCGUUGCCGGAACAUACGUCUCAAUCAAGCUGAUCGUCGACGCGUACGACAGCGGCACGGUCGGGGCGCCUUUCGCUUGCUAA
Molecule: messenger RNA, 1422 nt
Organism: Cladophialophora psammophila CBS 110553
Lineage: Eukaryota; Fungi; Ascomycota; Eurotiomycetes; Chaetothyriales; Herpotrichiellaceae
Exons: 6
Coding region: 1-1422 (473 amino acids)
Biological process (GO): amino acid transmembrane transport
Cellular component (GO): vacuolar membrane
Molecular function (GO): amino acid transmembrane transporter activity
Source: RefSeq, a predicted model, not a curated record